This is a messenger RNA of Dothidotthia symphoricarpi CBS 119687, 930 nucleotides long. RefSeq lists its product as uncharacterized. The transcript is spliced from 2 exons. The coding region runs from base 1 to 930 and encodes 309 amino acids. Lineage: Eukaryota; Fungi; Ascomycota; Dothideomycetes; Pleosporales; Dothidotthiaceae. The record is from RefSeq and is a predicted model, not a curated record.
AUGGCGUCUCACGAUCCAUUUCCUGACGUGGUUAUAGGUUAUCCUAAACUUGCCGCCAGGAUUGAGAUUCAGCCUGAAAUCGCAAUCUAUCGAAGAUUCGGUGCACUGAAUGCUCAAAAUUUACUUUAUUUCCAAGCAGAGCUUUCUGAUCUAGAGCAGGAGUUGAAGAAGCAACAGGUAGAAGAUAGCAACAGUCAGGAGGGAAAGAGGUCAUCAUACGCGAAGAAUUGGAGCUGGCUCCAAGAAUCAGAACUUCAAGGCGACGAGAACGCUCGGCAAGUGCAACUCGUCUUGAGGAUAAGAGAAACAUUAAGGGAAUACAACCAUGCACUCAUACAACAGUCCGUCAUUCUCGACUACCCCGAGCCUGGAAGAUGGGAUCUCCAUUAUAUCCAGGAUUACCUGCAGAAUCCAAGGAUGGGAACGCUCGUGUUGGAGGGUGAGGACUCAACGAUAUGGGGUUCCAUGCAUAACCGAACCUCGCACAAGCCUGAUCUCAUCGCCCUGCAUCCUCGCGCGAAAAAAGACCCGUUUUCCAUGUGGGCAGCCAAAACAGCUAUAUCAAAUCUCUUCUGUCUCGCUCGUUGCUUGAAACCCUCUGCAGUUCAUGGUACAAUUGGGUAUGAUGACAGCACAAUCUAUAGGAUUACAUAUUGGAUCACUAGCAUUUUGGCUUCCCUGAUUCCAAUAGCAUCCAUCGUGGUACUGUACUGUGUUCAAUCUAUGCCAGCAAAACUCGGGAUUAUCGCUGCAUUUAACGUUCUUGUCUCGGUCUGCUUGAUGGGAUUCGCUAAUGCGAAGCGAGUAGAGGUCUUUGCCAUCACGGCUGCGUAUGUAUGCAAACUCUCCUCUGUCUCAAAGACUGACAUUCGUAGGUUCGCUGCAGUACAGGUCGUUUUUGUAGCGUCAGACAAAAGCAACCAGGCCUAG